Carlito syrichta (Philippine tarsier) is the source of this 4632-nucleotide messenger RNA. It is a transcript of the gene DHX57, whose product is annotated as DExH-box helicase 57. Gene Ontology annotation, cellular component: intracellular anatomical structure. NCBI's taxonomy places the organism in Eukaryota, Metazoa, Chordata, Mammalia, Primates, Tarsiidae. Gene Ontology annotation, molecular function: metal ion binding; ATP binding; protein binding. Bases 180 to 4037 code for a protein of 1285 amino acids. The transcript is spliced from 23 exons. The record is from RefSeq and is a predicted model, not a curated record.
GUGAAAAUGAGUUCUUCAGUAAGAAGAAAAGGCAAGCCAGGCAAAGGAGGUGGAAAAGGGUCUUCUAGAGGAGGAAGAGGAGGCAGGAGUCAUGCUAACCUAGCAACAGUAGCACAAGCAAAGGAGAGGCUCGCCCCAAGUGGAAACCCAAAGCCAAAGUGCCCCUUCAGACUCUGCACAUGACUUCUGAGAAUCAAGAGAAAGUGAAAGCUCUUCUCCGAGACCUGCAAGAACAAGAUGCGGAUGCUGGAUCUGAAAGAGGCAUUUCUGGAGAGGAUGAGGAUGAUGAGCCUGAGUGUUGUGAUGAUGAGCAGUACUGGCCAGCUGGACAAGAACCUUCCCUGGUUCCCGACUCGGAGCCUUUGGAAUAUGCUGGUUUGGCCUCAGUGGAGCCUCAUAUUCCAGAACCGAUUGUCUCUCCGUUUGCAGUGCAGAAACUUUCCAGGUAUGGUUUCAGUGUUGAACGCUGUCAAGCGGUCCUGAGGAUUUGUGAUGGAGAUGUGGGGGCAUCACUGGAGCAUCUACUUACACAGUGUUUUUCAGAGACAUUUGGGGAGAGGAUGAAGAUCUCUGAGGCAGUUAACCAUGUCAGCUUAGCAGAGUGUGUGGAACAGCGACAAGAAGAGGCGUUUGCUCUCAAGUCAAUCUGUGGAGAAAAAUUUAUAGAAAGAAUUCAGAACAGAGUCUGGACCAUUGGAUUGGAACUGGAGUAUUUGACAAGUAAAUUCUGCAAAUCCAAGCAAAGGGAAAAUACAAAAAAUGUACAAGAAGCUUCACAUGAAAUCUGUAAAUUUUACCUCAAAGGAAAUUGUAAAUUUGGGUCAAGAUGCAAAUUCAAACAUGAAGUACCCCCAAAUCAAAUUGUUGGAAGAAUAGAAAGAAUUGUAGAUGAUUCUCAUCUUAACACUAAUGAAGAUACAUCUUUUUUAUAUGAACUUGAAAUUCGAUUUUCUAAAGACCACAAAUAUCCCUACCAGGCUCCCCUUGUGGCAUUUUAUUCCACCAAUGAGAAUCUACCUCUGGCAUGUCGUUUACAUAUUUCAGAGUUCCUUUAUGGCAAGGCCUUGACAUUUGCAGAAACUUCAGAACCUGUUGUAUAUUCUUUGAUGACACUUCUAGAAGAAGAAUCAGAAAUAGUCAAAUUACUAACAAAUACCCAUCACAAGUAUAGUGUCCCUCCUGCGAACUUUCUGCCAGUACCCUCUAGGACCAGAGUAAAUAAUCCCACCUGUUAUAAACCAGUGAUGCCAAGUAAUUCUUUUGUUUCAAUCCAGAUUCCAGAAGUUAAAAAGGACUCAGAAUCCGAGGAGGAGGUGGAUGAGGAUGAAGGUUCUGUCCCAGUUUUAGUAGAGAAUGAAAGCUAUGUGAACCUUAAGAAAAAGAUGCCCAAAAGAUAUGACUGGCAAGCAAAGUCAGUAUAUGCUGAAAAUGGUAAAAUCUGCAAGCAGUUCCGAAUAAAACAGGCUUCCAGACAGUUCCAGUCAAUUCUGCAAGAAAGACAGUCACUCCCUGCUUGGGAAGAAAGAGAAACCAUUCUCAGAUUGCUGAGCAAACACCAGGUGGUUGUCAUAAGUGGCAUGACUGGAUGUGGGAAAACCACACAGAUUCCACAGUUUAUUCUGGAUGAUUCUCUGAAUGGACCACCUGAGAAGGUGGCUAACAUCAUCUGUACCCAACCCCGACGAAUUUCUGCGAUCUCUGUUGCUGAACGUGUUGCUAAAGAAAGAGCAGAGAGGGUGGGUCUCACUGUGGGAUACCAGAUCCGGUUAGAAAGUGUCAAGUCCUCAGCCACCAGAUUGUUAUACUGCACCACAGGAGUGCUGCUGAGAAGACUGGAAGGAGAUACAGCCCUCCAAGGAGUCUCUCAUAUCAUUGUGGAUGAAGUUCAUGAGAGGACAGAAGAAAGUGACUUCUUGCUGCUAGUUUUGAAGGACAUUGUACUGCAGAGGCCAAAUCUUCAAGUUAUUUUAAUGAGUGCGACUUUAAACACUGAGCUCUUUUCAGAAUAUUUCAAUUCCUGUCCAGUUAUUACUAUACCAGGUCGUACAUUUCCUGUUGAUCAAUUUUUUUUGGAAGAUGCAAUUGCUGUAACAAGGUAUGUGUUGCAGGAUGGGAGCCCGUACAUGCGUUCCAUGAAACAGAUGUCAAAGGAGAAGCUGAAAGCACGGCGCAGCAGAACUGCUUUGGAAGAAGUAGAGGAGGACCUGAGGCUCUCGCUUCACCUCCAGGACCAGAAUUCUGUCAAAGAUGCAGUGCCAGAUCAACAGCUGGACUUCAAGCAGCUCCUGGCCCGCUACAAAGGAGUCAGCAAGGCAGUCAUCAAAACAAUGUCCGUUAUGGAUUUUGAAAAGGUUAAUCUUGAAUUAAUAGAGGCCUUACUAGAGUGGAUUGUGGACGGAAAGCACUCCUACCCUCCAGGUGCUAUACUUGUAUUUUUACCUGGACUAGCAGAAAUCAAAAUGCUCUAUGAACAGCUACAGUCUAAUUCUCUUUUCAACAGCAGACGUAGUAACCGAUGUGUGAUCCACCCGCUACACUCAUCUUUGUCCAGUGAAGAGCAGCAGGCUGUGUUUGCAAAACCUCCUGUAGGUGUAACUAAGAUUAUAAUCUCCACCAACAUUGCUGAGACGUCCAUCACCAUCGAUGAUGUUGUCUAUGUUGUUGAUUCUGGGAAAAUGAAAGAAAAGAGAUAUGAUGCCAGCAAAGGGAUGGAAAGUCUAGAGGAUACUUUUGUUUCCCAAGCCAACGCUCUGCAAAGAAAAGGCCGAGCGGGCCGUGUGGCCUCCGGGGUCUGCUUCCAUUUAUUCACCAGCCAUCACUACAGUCACCUGCUGUUAAAGCAACAGCUACCCGAAAUACAAAGAGUGCCGCUGGAGCAGCUGUGCCUAAGAAUUAAAAUUUUGGAGAUGUUCGGCGCUCAUAAUCUCCAGUCUGUAUUCUCUCAGCUCAUUGAACCUCCACACGCUGAUUCUCUUCGUGCCUCAAAAAUACGAUUACGAGACUUGGGAGCAUUAACCCCUGAUGAGAAAUUGACCCCGCUUGGAUACCACCUGGCCUCUCUGCCCGUGGACGUGAGAAUCGGCAAGCUCAUGCUGUUCGGGUCUAUCUUCCGCUGUUUGGAUCCUGCUCUCACCAUUGCUGCCAGUUUGGCCUUCAAGUCUCCUUUUGUGUCUCCCUGGGAUAAAAAGGAGGAAGCCAAUCAGAAAAAGCUGGAAUUUGCCUUUGCAAACAGUGAUUAUCUCGCCCUUCUACGAGCAUAUAAGGGAUGGCAGCUGAGUACAAAAGAAGGUGUGCAGGCAAGUUACAAUUACUGCAGACAGAACUUCUUGUCAGGAAGAGUUCUGCAGGAAAUGGCCAGCCUCAAAAGGCAAUUCACGGAACUCUUGUCAGAUAUAGGGUUUGCAAAGGAAGGCCUCAGAGCGAGGGAAAUUGAGAAGCGGGCCCACGGAGGCGACGGGGUCUUAGAUGCCACCGGAGAGGAGGCAAACUCAAAUGCUGAGAACCACAAGCUGAUAUCAGCAAUGCUGUGUGCUGCUUUGUAUCCAAACGUAGUGCAGGUGAAAAGCCCAGAAGGGAAGUUCCAGAAGACCAGCACUGGAGCCGUCAGAAUGCAGCCAAAAUCAGCGGAGUUGAAGUUUGUCACCAAGAGCGACGGCUAUGUGCACAUCCACCCUUCCUCAGUGAACUACCAGGUCAGACACUUUGACAGCCCCUACCUGCUGUACCACGAGAAGAUCAAAACCAGCCGAGUGUUCAUCCGAGACUGCAGCAUGGUGUCUGUGUACCCGCUGGUCUUAUUCGGAGGUGGCCAAGUGAAUGUGCAGCUUCAGAGGGGAGAGUUCGUUGUCUCCUUGGAUGAUGGUUGGAUCCGUUUUGUAGCUGCUUCACAUCAGGUGGCUGAACUAGUAAAAGAGCUUCGCUGUGAGCUCGAUCAGCUUCUCCAGGAUAAAAUUAAGAACCCAAGCAUAGAUCUGUGCACGUGUCCUCGGGGGUCGCGGAUCAUCAGCACGAUCGUGAAGCUGGUCACCACACAGUGAAGACCCAUCAGGAGAGCACGCGCCCCUCGCCCACGCUGGCCCACGUGGGAGAAGACAGCACCUCUACCUUGAACACACCUGUGCGCGCUGCCCUGUGGGGGGGGCAGGAGCCCCCACAGUGCUGGGGCCGCAGACCCGGGGGUCAGCUUCAGACUCUUUCCACAAAGCCUCAGCACUCCCAGCACAAUGUGGAGGUCAGUAGUGACAGUCGAAAACCCAGCUUGCCUGGCUUUUUCUCUGAGACUGUUCUUGAGUAAAUGAAAUUCACCUGAUAACACACAAGUGAAUGUUGAAUACAGUUCUGUUUUAAUCUGUGUAUUCUUUUUCUCCUGCUUUUUACUGGGGUGAGACAGGGCUUAGAAAUUCCCAUUGGGAUUUUUCUGUCAUAAAGGCUCAACUGAGAGAAGCCAGAACAGAGAAGGAAAAGAAAAAAGGGAAAAAAAUCAUGUCAACAAGAAAAAUUAAAAUUUCAUUUAGACUGUGACUACUGAGCAAACUUGAUUUGGGAGGGAUUUUUAUUUUUACUCAUUAAAGGCCAGCUUAAGAAAACAAGCUUAAUGAGUUGUUUCUUGGUAUAUUAAAAUGCAAGCUGGUC